AUGGCGGACUCGACGUCGACGUCGACGGCAACUGCCGUGGACCCUGUUACCCGCUCGCUGGCACCGUGGAGCACGAAGGCCGAAUGCUAUUGGCUGUUCUUGACGUUGAGUCGACUUCCAGAAGGUGUUUAUGAUGCUUUGGAGUCUGGGGAUGAGAGAUGUGUUGGUGCGAAGAAGAAUGAAGAUCAGGUUGGGAAGUUCGUGGGUGGUUUGGGGGUCAUUAUGAUUGUUAGGUAUAGGGAUACGCCUGUUGGACCCUACGACGAACUCAUGAUCAUACCCGGCAACUUCACGAUCCCCACCUCCGCCAACACGCCCCCGAAGAUCCCCAAGAAGGCCCUCAGAAUCGCCCGGAUAUACGUCUCCCAACGCACCACCACCUACAACGGCCGCCUGAACUGGAACAUCCCGAAGCACCUCGCCCGCUUCGACUUCUCCGCCCCGGUCACGCCGGCAGGGUCCUCGCCUCCCGAGUCACUCACCGUCAAGGUGUUCACGCCCGGCAGCAAGGACGGCGACGGAGUGAACCCGUUCUUCGCGUGCACCUUGAAGCCGUGGAGAUGGGUACCAAGUGUUCCCGUGAGCUCGAGGUGGUUGCCCUUGAGUACUGUGCUUGCACAACCGCCUGUCCCGGAAGCCCCAGGAUUCAAGGCGGCUGUUGAUGUGGAAGUGAAGAAAAGUGUGCGGACGGACGAGUAUGACAUCAAUCCUGAUUUGGAAGAGAGCAUUCUGGCGGGGACAGAGGAUUGGUGUUUGUUUCCCAUUACCUCAUACGCACCCAGGGCGAGGGGUUGCUGGGUGACUGUCCAUGAGACAGGUAAAGGUGGGAGUAAUAGUGAAGUUGGUGAUCAGGCGGCGAAUCAAGAAGCUGUAAAGUCCUGGCCACAGGACGUGCGGCCGUGGAGUAUCGGCGCGUGGAUGGAAGAUGCAGAGCUGGGUAUCCCCGAACCACUCAAAUGGAAAUUGUGA
Molecule: messenger RNA, 969 nt
Organism: Aaosphaeria arxii CBS 175.79
Lineage: Eukaryota; Fungi; Ascomycota; Dothideomycetes; Pleosporales
Exons: 2
Coding region: 1-969 (322 amino acids)
Source: RefSeq, a predicted model, not a curated record